AUGACUGGCAGAACAGGCAUGCGGGAAGCAGAGGAGGUCCUGCCGCUGCUAGCGCUAGAGACCGGCUCAUCCGUUGUCUGUGCCAGUUCUUAUGACCACAGCAAACUUUUAAACAAUGACCAGUUGUCGAAAGCACCCUAUCAGUGCGCAGGAUACGUGUCCUAUGUGCUGAAGAAGGAUAGCAGUGGCAGCCGAAGACAACUAACCGCCGUGUACGGCUCCAUACCUUCCGUCACAACUCGAAAAGGCGGUAGCUUGCCUAUUAUUACGCAACCUGCAGUGACUGAUUCUCUGCUUGGCGGCAGCGAUCAGCAAAGCAACCAGAGCGAGACUGAGAGCGAUAGUGAUGGUAGUUGUACUACUAGUAGCACAAAUGGAUCACUGCAGUCCAUUUUAAGAAUGCCUUCAACCGACUUUUCGUGCCGCAGUCUGAAGAAGAGGGCGUCGGUCGAUUUUGCACUGGAUAUUGAUAGCGGUGAAGAUGACGACACAAAGGAGGGUCUAAAAGGAUCAUGCGCUGCACGUUGCUUACCUCGCCGCCUUACAAUCGAAGAAAAAACAGCUUUAUAUCGUGUGCGUCCUGAUCUCGAACUUGUGCCUACAGUAUUGCUGCUCUCAGAGCUUGAGGAAUUGCGACGAAGGCGCCAGCGCAAUCUUAUGUUUUCAAGCUUGGGCGCGUCGCUCAUUUUGCUUAUGGUGAUCGUCUUUUACUAUCUCGUCUCUCAAAUGUAA
Molecule: messenger RNA, 732 nt
Organism: Plasmopara halstedii
Lineage: Eukaryota; Oomycota; Peronosporomycetes; Peronosporales; Peronosporaceae
Exons: 1
Coding region: 1-732 (243 amino acids)
Source: RefSeq, a predicted model, not a curated record